This is a messenger RNA of Podospora pseudopauciseta, 698 nucleotides long. RefSeq names its product protein transport protein gos1 (gene GOS1). Lineage: Eukaryota; Fungi; Ascomycota; Sordariomycetes; Sordariales; Podosporaceae. The record is from RefSeq and is a predicted model, not a curated record. Gene Ontology annotation, molecular function: SNAP receptor activity. The transcript is spliced from 3 exons. Gene Ontology annotation, biological process: endoplasmic reticulum to Golgi vesicle-mediated transport; vesicle fusion. Gene Ontology annotation, cellular component: cis-Golgi network; Golgi medial cisterna; Golgi membrane. The coding region runs from base 1 to 684 and encodes 227 amino acids.
AUGGCGACAACAGCAGGCCAGGGCUGGACCCAAUUACGGCAACAAGCCAGGGCGCUGGAAACACAGACAGAAACAUACCUCCACACAUACUCCCAAUUUUCGUCACAAUCCAACAUCCCACCAAAGCCGACAGAAGAAGAGAGGAGUACCGAGGCGAAACUCCAGGAGCUGCUUGAGAAGCGCGACAACGUCAUCUUCCAACUCACCCGCCUCCUCGACUCAGAACCAACACUAUCAUCCUCCUCCCUAAAACAAAACAACCUCUCCCUUCUCCGCGACAAGUUCGCCGACCACCGCCGUGACCUCUCCCGCCUCCGGUCAACCCUCCAACGAGCCCGCGAUCGCGCAAACCUGCUGGGUUCAGUCCGGGAAGAUAUUUCUGCCUAUCGUGCCGCGAACCCUGCCGCGGCGGAAGCAGACUACAUGCUUGACGAGCGAGGGAGGAUAGACAACUCGAUUGGUGUGGCGGAUGGUGUGCUCAGCCAGGCGUACGCAGUGCAGGACAGCUUUUUGGCGCAGAGGGAGACGCUGGCGAGUAUUAAUCGGCGGAUCACGCAUGCGGCGAGCCAGGUGCCGGGGAUUAAUACGUUGAUUGGGAGGAUUUCGACCAAGAAGAAGAGGGAUGGGAUUAUCAUGGGGGGGUUUAUCGCUUUUUGCUUUUUGGUGUUUUGGUUCAUGAUGUGAAUUUGUUUAAAGGG